Molecule: messenger RNA, 546 nt
Organism: Mercenaria mercenaria
Lineage: Eukaryota; Metazoa; Mollusca; Bivalvia; Venerida; Veneridae
Exons: 1
Coding region: 1-546 (181 amino acids)
Source: RefSeq, a predicted model, not a curated record
AUGGAGGAGCUCCACUUGGAUGAUCAUGAGUCCUUCUACAACUUUUUGAGAGUAACGCCGCCAAUGUUUGACGAACUUCUUGAACGCAUUACUUCCUUUAUAGAAAAAGAAGGCACUAACUACAGGAAGGCUCUGGAACCAGUGAUGAAACUUGCUAUCAUGCUGCGUCAUCAUGGAAUAAGAUAUUCUUAUGCCACCCUUCAAUAUGAUUUCAGGGUACCUAGAAACACAAUCUGUUUAUUGGUGAGAGAAGUUUGUGAUGCCCUGGUCAUGGAGCUCAAGAACGGAGUCAUCACAUGCCCUGUAGACAGCGAGGCUUUGAAACAAAUUGUAGAGGAGUUCAUGACGCGAUGGAAUAUGCCGCAUGCCUGUGGUGCUCUAGAUGGGAAACAUGUUGCCAUCAGAAAACCUCCUAAGACUGGAACCAUGUACUAUAACUACCAAUGUUUCCAUUCAAUCGUCCUAAUGGCCCUGGUAGGUGCAGAGUACAAGUACCUGUGGAUAGAUGUUAGUGUUUUUGGAAGCCAGUCAGAUGCUCAGAACUGA